AAAUCCAACCGAAUCCUAUGAAUCUUGGCCAAAAAAUCAGAGAUGAGGUGUAUCGGUGGAAACGGAAAAGAUUAAAACAAGACGUACCUGGAACUUGAUCGCUGAUGGUGGAGGGGAUAAACAGGCAGCGCAUCUUCUCGUCGCCGGAAAACAGCCGCCGGUUGCUAUCUUGUAAAAUGCGAUGGAAGAGGAACCCUAACAACGAAGGGAAAAACCGAACACCUCCGUCGCCCACUCACCGUCCGUCACCGUCGCAGUCAACUGGUCAUCCGUCGCCGUCGCAGUCAACCGGUCGUCCGUCGCCUGUCACUGUCCGCCGCCGCUGCCCAAUAAAUCGCAACCUCCAAGCAGCCGCCGUUGGAACGCUGGAGAGGCGGAGAGGGAGAACGGAGAAGACGAUGAGGUCGGCUGCGUCGGGUAACUGGAGUUCGUUUUUUUCAUUAUGAUAUGGUUUGGAUCUGCGGUACCAUCAUACCGGUACCGGUAUGUGAGCCGCGGUGACAUAGGGUGCAAUGCUGCUUCACCAGCGGGUCGCGGUUGGUGGACGGCGUGGGAACGAUGCAUCUGGUGGCCGGGCCCCGUUCGGUGGGUGUAGCUCUCCUUUUCUCUCUCUAGACUUCCACUUCCAUAAAUAUGGAGCUCUCUACCAGCAUAGAAGCAGGAGCCACUAGCCAGUGCGUACCAGGAGCCAGUGUGAAGAGAGAAGGGGGAAGAGGAAGAAGAAAAAGGAGGAGGAGAUGGCAACCAAGCAAGAGGAGCAGCAAACACAGGCGGCGCGCCACCAGGAGGUUGGCCACAAGAGUCUCUUGCAGAGUGAUGCGCUCUACCAGUACAUCUUGGAGACAAGCGUGUACCCAGGAGAGCAUGAGGCCAUGAAAGAGCUCCGUGAGAUUACCGCCAAGCACCCAUGGUCAAUUUCCUCCCGAAUCUCCUUUCGUUCUGAGACUUAUACUUUCAUUGAAGACAUGGCUUUCUUUUUUGCGGGUAGAGGAAAGCUUAUUUGGUUCUUUGAUUACUCUAGGAACAUUAUGACGACGUCGGCGGAUGAGGGGCAAUUCCUAAGCAUGCUGUUGAAGCUUAUGAACGCCAAGAACACCAUGGAGAUCGGUGUUUACACCGGCUACUCUCUUCUUGCAACCGCACUCGCUCUCCCGGAUGACGGCAAGAUUUUGGCCAUGGACAUCAACCGUGAGAAUUACCAGCUUGGUUUGCCAGUCAUUCAAAAGGCCGGCGUUGCACACAAGAUCGAUUUCCGCGAAGGCCCUGCGCUGCCGCUUCUCGAUCAAUUGAUCGAAGAUAAGAGCAACCAUGGAACAUAUGAUUUCAUCUUCGUGGACGCGGACAAGGACAAUUACAUCAAUUACCACAAGAGGUUGAUUGAUUUGGUGAAGGUGGGAGGAGUAAUUGGCUACGACAACACUCUGUGGAACGGAUCAGUGGUGGCUCCUCCAGAUGCGCCGUUGAGGAAGUACGUGAGAUAUUACAGAGACUUUGUGUUGGAGCUCAACAAGGCAAUGGCUGCCGACCCUCGCAUUGAGAUCUGCCAACUUCCUGUAGGCGAUGGCAUCACCCUCUGCCGUCGCGUCUACUAAGCGACAGGCGACCUCCAAUUGAGACCCUUCUCUAUCAUGGAUGUAUUAUUAUCGUAUCCUUGUUCCCUUGCUCCCAGUAUAUGGUUUUUGCGGCAAUGGCUGCAAGUAACUACUUUGAGUUGGUGGUGUAUCUUAUUCCAUAAGAAUUCUUAAACUCAAUGCAGGAAGAUUCAUAUGAAAGCCAGGGUGAUAUAUUUGAGUCUUUUGCCGCUUAUAUAUUGUGGAUCAAUGGGUGGACUAAGUGGUUCUGUUCAAGUUCUUGAUUCAAUAACUGGUUUAACAACCAGAUUGCCAAGAUCAUGAGCGGACACCUCUUGAGCCAUAUUUACCAGUGCCGUGCUGUAAAAUCCGAAAUUGAAUGAAAGAAAAUUGGCUGAUACUUUACUAGUAA
Molecule: messenger RNA, 1983 nt
Organism: Nymphaea colorata (pocket water lily)
Lineage: Eukaryota; Viridiplantae; Streptophyta; Magnoliopsida; Nymphaeales; Nymphaeaceae
Product: caffeoyl-CoA O-methyltransferase 5
Exons: 4
Coding region: 738-1592 (284 amino acids)
Molecular function (GO): O-methyltransferase activity; S-adenosylmethionine-dependent methyltransferase activity
Source: RefSeq, a predicted model, not a curated record